UUUGUAUUUCGUGAUGUUACUGGAAUUUGUUUCUGCCUGGUGUACAAUUGGCAUUUAUUAAUAAGUUACAUAAAAUGUUUAAUAUUAAAUAUUAAUAUUCAAUAACAACUCAAUGCCCGAGUAAUAAUAUUUGAUAAAUAUUUUUCAAAAGCAAUACAUAUAGUACAAUGAUUGAAGUAUCGGCUAAACUUAUUGGUGGGCCUAUAUUUAUGCCUGGUAGUAAAAUUGGCUGUUGUAUAACAUUUACUCAUCCUCCGUUACCGUCACAUUCUCGAAGUCAAAGUAAUAGGUAAGAAUUAACCAAUUCAUUUUUCUCGUUAAUCUGUAGUGUGAGUUGCUAGGUGGUAGUACCUAUUUGAUCUAAACAAUUAAUUCUGAAUACUACUAUCUGGACUAUAGGCAUUUGAACAAUUAUGCAUUUUUAAUUGAAUUAUUUAUAUAGAUGUUUUAUACAAAUUAGUGAUUACAUUAUAUUUUCAGUGAUGUUUUAGAAAAUUUGGCGUGGGCCAGUGUUCAAAUUAAUUGUUUGUGUUUAACUAACGACAAUAUCAACUUUCCAUCGGACAUGUGUGUCACCAAAGAUGAAAAAUUUUUAGGAAAUUCUGAAACGUCAUUUGCACCGUGUUUAACAGAUAAUGGUCAUGUAGUUUUGUCAACAAAACCAAAGAUUUUGUUCUGUGAUGUUGGACUAUCACCCGGUGAAAAUAAAUCAUGUAAGUAUUACCACCACAAAUUUAACUAAUAUUGAAGUCUAGAAACAAUUUGUAGGAGUUGAUUCAAUUUAAAUUAAAUUUUAUCAUCCAAAUUACUUUAAAAUAGAUUAUGAGACUACUAUAAUACCGGACACCUUUUUUUCUGUUUUUAAUUAUAUUUUCGUAUAAUUUAAUUACCUUUUUGUAUGUCUUUGUGAUUUAGAUUUAUAUUGUGAAACUUUACCAAAUGAUGCACCACCAUCAUAUAAAGGUCACUUAGUAAAAUAUGCGUAUAAAAUCACAGUUGGUAUGCAGCGUUUAAACAGUCCGAUUAAACUGCUGAGAGUUCCAAUUCGUGUUGUAGUUAUUCACGGUAGGUAAUUAUCACAGUAAGUAAUAGGUAUUUCUUAAACAUUUUUUAGUUACCUAAUUAGUUAAUUAAUUUUGUUUUUAAUUGUUUUAGGACUUACUGAAGGGGUGACGUGUGAGAAUAGCAUCGAUCUAUCUCCUAGCAAUCCAUUUUUAGAGUCUCAAUAUAAACAUGAAGAAUGUGAUAUGGCUCUUCAAAUGCUUCAAGUAUGUAUCUUAGAAUUCAAUAAUUUGUUUCUUAUUUAUAUUUUGAUCUAAUAACGAUUUGAGCAAUUGAAAAAUAUGACUACUAAAAUUAAUACAUUAUUAAUAUAUAUAGUUGUAUUAAUUUUAUUGUUUUAGAAUAUAACUGCAAAACGGAGCCCAAAUUUUUACAAUAUAACAAAUUCUCGAGGAAAAGUUGCCCGAUUUUGUUUAUUCAAACAAGCGUACAGGCUCGGUGAAGAUAUAGUUGGUACUUUUGAUUUUGAACAAACUGAUGUAUCUUGUAUUGAGGUAUAACAUUUUUUUAUUUUAAUUACUUAAGUAUAUAUGAUUAAUAACAACUUAAAAUAUUGAUUUACUAUUUGCAAUGCUUAAAUUCUUCUUCUCCUAUGCUUUCAUCUCAGCUAUUUGGGACCAGCCAUCCUCAUCUUAAACUUAAUUUGAUCCGAUUUCCCACCUCACAUACAUUGGCUGUCCUUGAGUGUCCUCAUAUCAUUCUCAACCAUAUCCUGCUGCCACAAUUUUAUUUUUUGUUGCAAUUUAGUUAAAAAUAUUUGUAGAGACUUGACAUUUAAACAGAAAAAUUAUAUUUGCCUUUCCUAGAUGUGCUCAAAUUUUCAAAACAUUUUAGUCACUUCGAGCUAUAAGACAUUUAUAUUUUGCGAGUUAUUUAUGAAAUUUUUAUUUGUGGAUAAAAUCAUUAAACUUAACAGAAAAAAAAAAAUUCAAUAAUGUAAAAUUGUUUUUAUACAAAUUUGAUAUUCAAAUUUUGACGAAAAUUGUAAAUAUUAUGGCCUUUCAAAACGCGUAUAACCAAACUCUGCUCAGAAUCCUUUUUUGUUAGCAAUAAUCAUUUGUUGCAUACAUAUAUGCAUUAUAUUCUGCUCAACAUCCUCCCUUACCAACUUCUUAUCAUGCAAAGUAUAUCAGUCUUUUUUUAUUAUUACUUUAUAUACAUAAUAUAAGAGCAAUUUAAUUUAAAAAUAAAAAUAUUUUUGUACACACAUUGGGUAUACAAUUUUUUUUCUUUGAUUUUAAAUACUUCAAUUUAUUUUCUAAAAAUAAUCUUUUAUUGAACUUAACUUUGUGGAAUAUUUUGUAUUUACCAAUGUUUCUAAUAACAACAACGUUAUUCUUUCAGCAUUCCUGGCUUCAUAUUUUGUAUAGUAAAAUUAUUCUAGAGUUCUCAAUGCAGCAUGAGCUUUGGAUAUUAAUGAUACAAUUUCAAAAUUGUCAUCGAACUUACCAAUAUUAUUAUCUGGCUCUAGUUGUUUGCUGGUCAUAAUAUCUUUGACUAUAUAUCUUCAUCUGUUGUAAUUGCUGAUGUUGUGAGGUCAUCAUUAAUCUUGAUAUAGUCUUCAUCAAUGUUAUUAAAAACAUUAAUAACCCUACACGUCAAAAGCAAUUAGCAAUUCCCGUAAAUAUAACAUUAUGCCAAGCUUAAUUCAGCAUUAUUAUGGCAUCUAAAACAAUUUUUUUUUGUCUUCACUUGUUUAUUAAUAUUCCUUAUUAUUCUGAAUACUAACUGAUUCUAGUAAAGAUCUUUUAGAGUCCUUAUAGUUACCUUGGUCCAUCGGUUGAAUGAGAGAAGUAGUGUUGUGAGGUAACAAUACAAGUUUAAUAAAUUUUAAUUGCUAUAAUGGAAAAAUUUGUUUGGAAUUUAAAACAUCUAGGAUUUUUGGACUUUUCAAUAACAAGCAACUUUCUCAUAUUAGUUUCAAUUAUGUUGGCCCGCUACGAGAAUUGUUAUUUUUUCCUAGGAUAAUCUCACCCGCCCGAGCAUUUUUCACUCUUAAAAGGUAGAGUAUUAUUAGGAGUUUAUAAAAAAGGCCAGUAUUGUAAAUUUCAUUAUUAUAGUAACCCUCUUUGAAAAAUGGCCAAAUGUUAGCGAACCAAUCGGAACACAAUUCAGUAUUAACUGCUGGCGACUCGCCUAAAAUUUUGUCAAAAUCGAUAUUGUGCUGUUAUUUGAGAUGCUGAUUCCAAGAUUUAGAGCAUUUGAAAUUCUUUGUCUUCAUUUUUUGAACCAAUUGGUCAGUUUUUACUUAAAGGCACGUUCGAUUGUCGUUGUUUGAACAGCUUCUUCAAGGUCCUUGUGUUUUGCAGUGCGCAGUCGUCUUACCUGAAGUGAAGUGGUUUGAAACAUAAUUUUCAACGUAUCUCGGUUCUUCCAUAUGGUUUAAAUCGUUGACGAUGAGGUACCAAAUUCUUUUUAUAAAAGUUGUCAUUUAAAUGCCAAAAGUAGAUAGUCGUUUCACCCUUAACAAUAAGGUUGAAAAUAAUAAUGUUAAUGUUCAUUUUAGAGCUGUUUGUUUUUUUAAUUAUCAAAAAAAAAAAGUGAAAAUACUUUUUGAAAUAAUGAAUGUAUUCGCUUUAAUGGAACACCCUGUAUAUAUGUACAAUGAGUAGUACAUUUUUAAAUUUUUCCUAUAGCUAAGAAAAUAUGUAAUGUUUGUGAGGUUAUAAUAUAAUAUAUAUUAUAUUUUCAAGUACUAUUACAUUUUCAUUAGCUAUAAAAAUAAUGGCGUUAUCAAUACUCCUCUGAAUAUGUCAUUGAUUCUUGUAAAUAAUAUAUGAUAUUUUCUGUAAUAAACUUGAGGUUGGUAUCACGUUUACUAUUUACACAUUGUUUAUUAUUUUAUUUUUUAUUUUCUGGGCUGAAGUGAUUGAUUGCUAAAAUUAAUAUUAAUUGAUAUUAUUAUAUUUCUAAUUGUUAAAACAAUAACUACCUAUAUCUAUAGUUAUAAUUUAGAAUUAUUGUUAUUAUUUGCACACAAUUUAUUCUUAUUAUUUUUUAGACCAACUAUGUGUUAAUAUAUUUACCCUGUUUAAUAAUAGGCUGUUUUCAAAAAUUAUUAGUAAACUUAUUUUAUUAUUUAAAUAACACUACUUAUAGUUAUGUGCAAUAAUACAUAUUACUCUUAAUUAAUGACCAUUACAUAGAAAUUACUGUGAUUAUUAUAAUAAUUACUGAUAAUUUAUAGUAUCAUUAAUGAUCAAUUUAAUUAUUUAAAACUUUUAACAUUUUUAACUAAAAUGGUUUAAUAUUAGAUUUUAUUGUUAUUAAAUUUUAUUUUAUUACUAUUGAUAUUUUCAACAGUAUUAUUUAUCACCCAGUAAAUAAUUACACAUCAAUUCGACUAAAUUAUACAUGAACCCUAUAUAUUAAUAGAUGACCUGAUAUUAUAUGAGCUGUAUUAAUAUACUCAGUUAUCUCUUUACUAAGUGGAAUAUAUUUGUAAAUUAUUCGUAAUUUAAAACUCAAGAGACGAGUCGAAUCGAAUGUUUCUAGAUUUAAAUAAAUAUUUGCAUUUUAAACAAUUUAUUUAUUUUUUCGGUAUUAAAAUAUUACAAAUGAUAAGAGAUUAUUUUAAUUACUCCCUUCUCUGCACAGCAUGAUUUACUAUUACUAGUUUAGAUUAACUUCAACUAAUCAUUGUGUAAUAAUACAAUUCAAAUACAAUAGUAUGUUAGUAUCAAGUAUAUAUAUUCAAUAUUCUUCAAUAUAUAUUUUCAAGUACUAUUACAUUUUCAUUAGCCAUAAAAAAAAAUGGUGUUUCCUUUAAAACUAAAUUUAAAGCUUAAAUCCUUACUCGAAAAAAAAUGUAAAAAAUUAUAUUGAAAACAUAAAUAACCUAAAAUUAUUUUUUUACCACUAUAAUCAUUAUCAUACUUUUUAUUAUUAUCACAAAGUGAAAAAAAAAAUGUAUUAAGAUCUGAUGUUAAUUACCGCAUUAGAUAUUUCAUGAAGACCAUUCUAUGCACAUUUCAAAAAUUAAAAAUGUUGACACCUGCUUAUUUUUCGUUUUAUGUAUUUUUCGAAAUUGUUGAUACUUAAUAAUCACAAUGGCUUGAUAGUUAAGAAAAGCUAUUUUAAUUAAUUUGUUAUCAAGUUUUCACUAUACCUACGCUUAUACUUGGUUUAAAUUUUUCUAUAUUUUGUUAUAGUGUUUAAACUGAUUUUUUUUUAUCAUUUUCAUUAAAUUUCAAUUUUCUAUAAACUGGUUAUUGUAAACUAUUAUACAUUUCCAUUGACCACUUAUAGUACACUAGUACACUAGUACUAUUUAUAUUGGUUUUCUGGUGUACUUAUUUGGUAUAUUAUUAUUAUUAUUAUUACCCUACCAUGUUUAAAAUAUAGAAUGAAGUUUGUGUAAAUAUUCCCGUUUGAACAAAUGACUAUGGAUCGCUGUGUCAGAUUCCUUGGUAAACAUGAAUUAGGUACCUAAAUUUUGUAAUUAAAUUAAACGUGAAAAUUCGUAAGCUAAAAAACGAAAAUUUGCCAAUUUUACAAGUAUCAAUUCUAGAUAAAUUUUAUCAUACUUAUCUAUACAUAUUAAAAAUGUAUGAGUACUUACUUAAUUAUGUAUUCUAAAUCCAAAUAAAUCGAUAAAAUAAAAAUAAAACAUUACGUCAUAUUUUUAAAUUCAAAUGAUUUUAAUGAUCUCGCGAACAUUUUUUUCGGUUGUGCCUGUGCAAGAGUAAUGUUUGGUUAGGAAAAAAUAUGUUUGAAUACGUUUAGGGAUGAAAAAUUGUUAAAAGGGUAACGAGUGGAAUAAUAAUAAUAAUGUGGUGGUUACGCAUUCAAUAAACGCGAGCCAUUUACAAAACUGUCAAGUACCGAAUUAAAUAAUAAAAUAUUAUAAUUUUACGCGGUUUUAGUGAAUUUAUGAAGGCCUUUGGAAAUUGAAAAUCAAUUAUUAUGUACAUAAUUAUCACCAAAACGUAAAGCGAUACACCCAAAAUUAAUGACUUUCAUUAAUUAUUAUUCAGUAUAAUAAUCGCUUUACAUUAUUAUAAAGGCAUUUAAUCACGAGCCAUAAUGUUCAUGUAAUCAUGUCGAAGACAAAAGUCCAACAAAUCCUAUUAUCCUAACAGUCUAGUAAGCUUUAAAUUUAACCCUAUUAGUUUAUGUCAUUAGUUUAAAAUCCCCUUUUAUGCAACUGAUUAUAUUUAAAUAUAUAAUAUACAGUGUGAUUAUGUUUCCAGGUAACGCUAAAUAUUUUCGCCUGAUAACUUUGUAUUUGAAUUCUGUUUUAGGGAGCUGAUAAGAGCUGCUGAAAUAUACAUUUAAAGAUGCAUUUUAGUUUUUUAACUCUUUCGCUACGUGCAUGCCCGAUGCAAAAUACUUCUUUUUUAAACAAUACUUCAUUAACUUAUUCAAAAAUAUCUGUGGAGCACCCAAUCUUUUUCCAUCAUUCCGCAUUUGGAAGUUCCCUGCCCCUUUCAAAUCUACUGUCCCCCGAAUGGACCAAAAUGAUCUCAGGGGGCUGUACCGUCCCCGUUAAAAACCACUGAAUUUAUAUUCCCUAUCACCUCGAAAAUGAAAUACAAAUCCAAGAUUAUCUGACCGCAAGGUUUAGUGUUACCUAGAAAUAUAACUACACUGUGUUUAACUAUAUUUUUUACAGAAUAUUUCAAUAUAAAUAUUUUAAUGGAUUACCUUUAUAUGCGUUUUUUAAAGUGUAAAUGGUUUUUAGACCCUGGUAGCAAAGAACCUAUAUUAGUUUUACUAAGAUUGAUUUUUUACUCUCGGAAAACCUUUCUUUGGUUAGUAAAAAAGUUCAGAUUUAUCCUUGCCAUACCUUAAAGGUACAGAUUUUAUAUCCGGCGGUAUUUUAUUUGAACAAUUUUUGUAAACUAUCAAACGUUUUAAUAAACAGUUAAAACUACUGACAAAUAUUGAUUCGUCGAUUUUAUUUGUAAUAAUUAGCUAGGACUAUGAUCUUUGCUAUAAGCGGAAAAAAAAGGUAGCCUUGUCAGUUUAUCGGAUUCUGUUCAGAAUGAUUUUUCGAUUGCAAUGAUUUAUCGUUGUUUUCAGUAUGUAAACUAAAUUACUCGCCUUAUAUCUUACCUAACAAAUAAAUCCAUCUUCCGACCUACAAUUGCGGUGUGACCAAUCAAUUUAUUUAGUAAUAAUUUAGCAUUGUUGUUUUUAUCUUUAGCUAUUUAUUUAUUAAUAUUCAAGAGAUUAUAAUAUUCCUAAUAAUUACUUUAUUUACUUAAAGACUACGAAAAAAACAACGAUUUAUUUUUACUACGUCAUAAUCAAACAUCGCUUAAAAAACUUAAAAGGUCGCAUAUUUAUCAUCAAAUUAUGACAUAAUUAUCAUAUUAUAUCAUUUUUGUAUAGAGUAAUUAAGAGUUAUUUUGGGUGUUUAAAAAACAAAAAAUCACUAAUUAAUGUAAUUUCAGUUUUCAUUUUAUUAAAAAUCUACUUUCUCUUUUACAGUUUUAAUAUUUAAGAUUUCGAUUAGUGGGAAAGCUAUCCGUUUUAUUAAGAAAUGUUUCUUUCUGGCCUCUAUAACCUACACAUAAUUUGUUUUCUCCACCAUCUCCCGCGUACCUAGUAUAGCAACAAAAUAUACACAUCGCACUUCAACGAUUGCAACUCUUUAAUUGAGUUUAGGAUAAACAGACCUAUUGUACGAUUUUAUAAUACAGAUUAUUUACUAUCCAUUGGCCAAAUCUUUUUUUAAUAUUUUCAAUUUUACUAUUAAAAAAUGCGCGUUUAACAUAAAAAUUUAAUUUAAUUUCUCUUAUCUUUAACCGUGAACAAAGCAUUCAGCCUAAGCAUAGUAAAUCUCUCUUCUUUAUAAAAUGUAUUAUAGGUCUUUUUACUUUAAACUCAUCCAGAAAGUCGCAAUCGUUGAAGUGCGAAAUGUAUUUAUUGCUAAAUGACGCGUAAGACAGAGAAAAAAAAUAAAUAAUGUAUCGAGUCCUCUUAAACAACUUUUUUCACGCCGUACGAAAAUGCGGAAAUUCGGAUUUUUCGUCCGGCAGAACUUUAUUUGAACAUUUUCUCUAGAUUCCCGAACAUUCUUCUUGAAAAUUAAAAGAAAUAAUUAUUAUCGGUUUUACUUUUAUUGAUAACUGAAUUACUUCGGGUAUUGGAGAAAACCACGACUGACUAGUAAUAUAAUAUAAUAUAAUAUAAUAUAUAUAUAAUAGUAUAUAACCGAGUUCCACUCAAAAUAGUUUUUUGACCGCAACAUUCGUAUAAACUUAAUUAGGUACCUUAUAUCCUGUACCUUUCCAACUUCCUAACUACAGCAAUGGUCAUAGUAUGAAUAAUUCUAUACCCGUUUUUUUGAUAAUAUUGUCAUCGAGUGUACAAUUACGUAUAAUAUAAAUACGAUGGUUUUAAUAAUAUGUAUAGUAUACUAAAUUUAUUUUCUCGAUCAAUUCUUAAUUUCUAAUGUUUUCAUACGAGCAAUUCGGAAUAUUUUGUAUAAUAUAUUACACGUUUACAUAAAGAACACAUUUUUGAACACUAUUUGUUUGCGUUCUUAUACUUGUAUUAAUCGCUACAAUGCUAUCACUAGUAUCAUAUCAUACCGAUAUUGUUUUAGCAAUUGAAAACGUUUCGAUUGUAACCUUCUUGAUUUAAACAAUUCAAACGAAUAGAUUUAUUGUAUACCUACGACACAUUAUGUUUAUAGGUCGAAAAAUGUGAUUUAUGAACUAAUGUUUAUUAUUUACUCGUUCCAGCUAUUAGUCAGUCAAUAGAUUUAGCGUCUUUGUCUGAGAAUUAUUCUGAUUUCAUAAACAUUAUUAUGUUUAUGAAAUUAUUAAAAUGUUUAACGUUUAUCAAACAUUAUUUAUUAUUUUAUUAUUAAAAUUGCUGUAUUUUAUGAGAAAAAAAUGACUAAUAUUGCUGAUCGGUGUACUACUGUUUAGGAGAGAAGUUGGAAGGAAGAACAUAAUAUAGAGUAUUUACAUUUUUUUUCUGUACUUAACGUUGAACCAUUGUUGACGAAAAAUGAUUCUGAGCAAAAUAUGCUAUUAGUUUUAUUGUUUCCGUUGUUGUCAUGGUAAUUCGGAAAUCAAUUAACAUUUAUACAAAAUAAAAAAAAAACUACGAAUAAAAUCAAAAAAAUUACCUUAACAGUACACUAACUUGUAACAUUAAAAAAUGCUACAAGAAAGUUCCCAUAAAGUUUACGAUCGGAGCAAGUUUUCUGGUAGAAAAGUUUUUACAGACACAAAAAAAAAUCUAUCAUAGAAAAACCGAUAAACAUUCCACUUCAAGAACACAAUUUGAAAACUAUCGAUAUUUAUUAUGUAUAAUGUGUGUAAAUUUAAGUUUUAUCUAACAACACCGGAUAAUAUUUUUAUAGCGUAAAUUGAAAUCGUCCGAAAUUUUGUCCAUAUGUUCUUACAGUUUACAGUCAGUUUGCAGUGCGAGGAAGCGGUCAACAAGGACUUUGUCGCCUCCAGCCCGAGGCCCAGAAAGGACAACGUCUCGGUCGUUUCGUACAACACACAACACCAGUUCUGCGCUAACACUCUGAAAUCGUUCCUGCAACUCGCCAUACCGUUAAACGUCACUCCCGCUUUUAGCACUUUAUUAGGUGAUUAUAUGUUACAAAUGCUUGCACAUAUGCACGUAGGCUUUCCCAUAAAUAAGACACACACGUUCGAUGGUACCUAAAAUUUUUCUUCCUGGCAUUAUAAUAUUGUUCCAAGAAUUUUUUUCGUUAUUCUGACACUGCCUUCCAUACCUCGCGAUUGUCUAUUCUCUUUCUGUAUCUCGCUCUCUCUUGUCAAUAAUUCUCUACACCUAAUUUCUCCGGGUCUUGUUUCACCUCAUCCAUCCAUCGGUUCUUUUGACGUCCUCUAUAGGUCUCUUUCCAGUUUUGUUAUCAUCUCGACUUUAGGGAUCGCCGAUUUCGGUCUCCGUACCGCAUGGUUUGUUAACAAGUUGGGAAAAAAAUCGAUCGUAGAGUCGAAAUUUAUUUAAAAUUUGUCUACGUAAUAAUAUUAUAAUUGCCUUGUAGUAUUUUAUAUUCGGAAAGUGUUUAAUUUAUACAAUUUAUAAUAUUAUUGAUACAUAUUACAGUUAUUGACUGCAACCAAUUUCAAAAGCGAAAUUUUCACUUCGUAUUUUCCGUUGUUUUUACAUUUGCCGGUCGUUUUUCUAUGGGCAUUUCUCAGGUGGAAUUUGAAUCGGGGCUCUAAAAAUAUUUUAUAAAAUAUAUAUAAAUGUAUGUAUACGGGGCAGGUUAAACAUAUACUUAUAAACGUUUGUUUUCCGAUGACCCCCCCAGUGUGCGUGAAAUGGAGGCUUCAUUUUGAAUUCGUCACCAGCACGAAGACCUCGGGCGAGCGGGUGGACGAGACCAAGGAGGGCACGUGCUGGACGGGACCGGAAAACAUAGACAUCGAGACAAUGGUUUGGGAUCUGCCCAUACAAAUUUACCCGUCCGUUCCGUCCAUAGCCAACGACCCGCACGCCCCCACGAGGAUAACAAUCGUGAUAUGAUUUUCAUUUUGUUAUUACAAUAUGCGAACGUGCGCGUGUAUUAUGUAUAAUAUAAUAAAAAUAGUAGGUAUUUUUUUUUUUUUUUUUACGAAUUAUUAUCAAUCAAAAAUGUUUUUUUUUUUUUUACACCUUAUUUUUUGUUUAUUAUUCGUAUCUUGAUAAAUUACUUUUAUUCUCUGUUAUUAAAAGUUGAAAAGGGGACCUUUU
Messenger RNA from Cinara cedri, 10737 nucleotides. NCBI's taxonomy places the organism in Eukaryota, Metazoa, Arthropoda, Insecta, Hemiptera, Aphididae. The record is from the annotation of a GenBank genome assembly.